UCGAGGGGUGUAGCUGCACCGAUGGAACGAUGAUAAAAUCACCUCUACGAGUACUAGCUCUCCUUCAGCGUUGGAAGUAAAGACGCACAUUGUAGAUCUACAUUGCACGAGUUGCUGUAAGCUUUGUUUUAUCGCGAAAUGCAUUCAUAGGUGGUAUUGUGGUUCCUAAUACCAGUAGCCUGUUUAUCUCCCUUCUUGUUCGGUGACCACUUGACUUAGCAGCGUAGCCGUGACAAUGGCAUUUCUACUCCAGUUUGAUGGCUAUCUGAACGACAUGGAAGAGCGUUUUUACGAUGCUGGUGCGGCUCGCAGCUGGGCAAGAGAUGUUACACCUUAUGCUCUCUGCAUUGUGGUGGCCUAUUUGUCCCUUGUGUUCCUGGGUGUGCGAUGGAUGAAAGACCGUCCGCCGUUCAGCCUGCGCCGCACGCUGGUGCUGUGGAACGUGGGCCUGGCCUGGUUUAGCAUGUUCGGCACGUGGCGGGUUGUGCAGUUUGCGGCGCGAAGGACAGUGCAGGGCAGAUGGAUAGAUGUGAUCUGUGAUAAAGAGUCUUUCGAGGCUCAUGAAGGCGGAUUGUGGUCGUUCAUUUUCGCCCUGUCCAAGUUUGUGGAGUUCGGAGAUACGGCGUUCAUUGUGCUGAGAAAGAAGAAGUUGACAUUGCUACACUGGUAUCACCAUGCAUCAGUGCUCCUGUAUUGCUGGUUUGGUUUCAUUGAUGCAGCUGCAACGGGCAAGCUAUUUGGCCUACUGAAUUUGAUCGUUCACUCCAUGAUGUACACCUACUAUUCGAUAACUGCCACGGGCAUGUGGAGGAUACCCAGUUAUGUGAACAUCAUUAUCACUAGCACGCAGCUGCUGCAGAUGGCACUUGGCAUCGUUGCCACCAGCAUUGCCUACUAUCGGCGGGUGAACAACAUCGGCUGUGACGUCAGCUACACGCUUAUCUAUGCUGCGUUUGCAAUGUACGCCAGCUACCUAGUGCUGUUCAUCAACUUUUUCUACAAGACGUAUAUUAGCAAGAAGCCGAAGACGAGCUAAUGGUUUCAGGCCACCGUGGAAUGGAGUCUAGGCAAUUUUAAUUUAUGUCAACUGAACAGUACCACCUUCCAGUAUCAACAGGCCGGGUGUGAGGUCAGCGCAACUGUUUGCCAACGAUUAAAGACACAGUGCUGUCUCUCUGAGCGUUGCAUUAUGCGGCUACUUGCACGUCUUAGUUCUCCGCCAAGACUUUGCGUGCUUCCCAGUUCCCACGGCAUACACUCAUGCACAUACAUGUACAUGUAUGUGCAACUCGGCGCACCACAACAACAUCUGCAAAGUCGUACAGGUCAACGGCACAAGAACAAAAACAAAUCAUAUGCACGAGACCAGUUCCACUUCUUAGGUAGCUCUUUUUUUCUGGUUUGACAGUCCUUGGGACAAGUUCAAACCCACACUCCGUGACAACAUAAUUAUAGUGAAGGAUUGACUUAUCGUGAUUACGCAUUUCUAUUGACUUGGCGAAACAAGCCUGGGAUGAUUGAUGUUCAAAUUUCCAAAUUUCCAUAGAAACCAAUUUUAUCUUUAUGUGAAGGCAUUCGUUCACUCGAACAGAGAGAUGAGCAUAACAUUUGCCAUACCGAGUCACCUUCUGAGGAUGCUACUGUUGUUUGACGACGAAAUUCAUGACCAAAGUGAUUCGUAUCUUGAAGUACUUCCAAUAAUACUCGGAUGUGUCCCUGCAGGAUGAUAUUAUUUAUGCGGCCUACUAGUCACUACUGCACUAGUACUUUCUAUCAUAAUUUGUUUUAGAGAAAACCCAAGGCAACCAAUUCUGAUGCUUCUUUGA
This is a messenger RNA of Sycon ciliatum, 1826 nucleotides long. RefSeq names its product very long chain fatty acid elongase 3-like. NCBI's taxonomy places the organism in Eukaryota, Metazoa, Porifera, Calcarea, Leucosolenida, Sycettidae. The transcript has a single exon. The coding region runs from base 236 to 1036 and encodes 266 amino acids. Gene Ontology annotation, molecular function: fatty acid elongase activity. The record is from RefSeq and is a predicted model, not a curated record. Gene Ontology annotation, biological process: fatty acid elongation, monounsaturated fatty acid; fatty acid elongation, polyunsaturated fatty acid; fatty acid elongation, saturated fatty acid. Gene Ontology annotation, cellular component: endoplasmic reticulum membrane.